UCUCUUUAAGUACAGCAGGCAGUGCUGUUGGUUCGUGUGGGAGCGGAGGGCGCACGGUGCGGCGCUGCCUCUCCGCAGCGUCAACAGCCUCCCUUCCUCACAUCGGACAAGCGACAGAACAGAAAAGACAGGUCGACCUACCGCCUGCAUCCCAUCCACGCUUUGAACAGCUGACUGGAGCGAGUGAAACGGAGAGUGGGCUGUCUCCGCGGGGCUGAUGGACCGGUGAGCCUCCAGGGCCAUUAACAUCGCUCCUUCUCCGACUGGAAGCUAGAAAAAAUGUAGCGGUUUAUCUGCGGUACCGUACACUAGAUUAUGACACAGCGCUGAGUGGCUGCACCAGCUAAUGAGAUUGAAAAAAAGAAACUAACGUUAGUUAUCUAGGGCUGGAAGCACAGUAAAAACAGCCCAUUAGAGAUAUUUGGCUGAAUGAUCGUGGCGAUAAAACAUCAUGUCAGAGCCUGAGAGAUCCUCCUCCAAGUUGCGUCCUGUGAGCUGCAUCAAACCAUCUGCUGGAGCCUCCUUUUGACUCGUGGUAAAGAUGGUGAGUCACGCCCUCUCUCUCACUAAAUAGCCGGCCUCACAAAGGAGAAAAGGAUCUCAGCUCAGCCAGCAAAUAAAACCCUCUUCCUUCUGCACAGCGUGGGAGAAGUGCCACUGUGGUGCCAGUGUGUGUAGUAUCUCUGUAGGCUGAUAACUGGAGUGAAAGCAACAUUGAGGGAUCAUCUUUCACUGAGCCACUCAACUUUCAUGCCGUGGCCCCGGAGCCGGCUCUCAGGGCUGGACUGUCGGAGGGAGCGCAGAGAGACUCACAUGGACUCGAUCAGCAGAGCUGCACAGGUGUGAAGCAUCUUCCUCAUGAGACCGAAAAAGCAUACACGAGGGAAAAGCCAUGCUAUUGUUUGUUUGACCUUCAUUAAGGAUUAAGAUAUUUUAACUCACAUUUUUAGUAAUUUUUGUUGGGGCCCAGUCGGGCUCUGUGGGAACCCGGACAGCUGGUGUUGAUUUUUCUGCUUUAUGAGUUUUCAUCACUGGGAGAGCGUGUCUGAGUGGCAGGGGGAGCCAGCAUGGCCAAGACUCUGCUGAAGAUACAGCGCUAUUUCCGCAGGAAACCUGUCCGAUUCUUUUCCCUCAUCCUAUUCUACUUGACCGCCGGGAGCCUUGUCUUCCUGCACUCUGGCUUUGUUGGGAACAGCGGCCCAGGGGCCAGAGGGGGGAGCCGAGACGCUGUUGUAGCUUCAGAGGUGGGAAGCCGGACUUCAAGGUCAGACACUCGUGGGCUUGGCAUCAUGAGUCGUGUGUUUAAAGAGACACGCAGGUCUGGACGGAGGUACGGGCCUCCGUGGAUGAAAAAGGCAAGACAGGAGGGCCGGGAGACGGUGCGCAGGGGGGGAGACUACACCAACAACUGGAACCGUGCACUUAAAGGCCGCAGUGCCAAAGAUGUGGACGAUGGAAGAGCAAAGUACAUUGGCUGCUACAUUGAUGACACACAGAAGAGAGCACUGAGAGGAGUUUCCUUUUUUGACUACAAAAAAAUGACUGUAUUUCGUUGCCAGGACAACUGUGCGGAAAGAGGGUACAUGUACGCAGGUCUGGAGUUCGGAGCAGAGUGCUACUGCGGCCACAAGAUCCAGGCACCCAAUGCUUCAGAUAGCGAAUGCAAUAUGGAGUGCAAAGGAGAGAAGAGCAACCUGUGUGGAGGAGCCAACCGACUAUCCAUCUAUAGGCUGGAGCUGAGCCAGGAGUCAGCGCGUCGCUAUGGCAGCGCCAUUUUCAAAGGGUGUUUCCACAGGCCUGAAAAUGUCACUCUGGCACUUCCCUUCAGCGCAGUCAUCCAAAACAUGUCUGUGGAGAAAUGUGUGGACAUGUGCACGGAGAAGGAAAAAACGCUUGCUGUUCUGGCUGGAGAUCGAUGUUACUGUGCCUUCCCGACUUCCCGCUUCUCCCUUCAUGAGCUGGAGGACGAGGGCAUGUGUGUCCACCGCUGCCACGGGGAAGAGUUUGAGAGCUGCGGGAACAACGAGUACUUUGUGGUGUACCAGACGCAAGUUCAAGAUAACCGCUGCAUGGACCGGCACUUCCUGCCCACUCGUGCCAAGCAGCUGGUGGCCCUCGCCAGUUUCCCCGGAGCUGGCAACACCUGGGCUCGCCACCUCAUAGAACUGGCAACUGGCUUCUACACCGGCAGCUAUUACUUUGAUGGCUCCCUUUACAAUAAAGGAUUUAAAGGGGAACGCGAUCACUGGCGAAGUGGGAGGACGAUCUGCAUUAAAACACAUGAAAGCGGCAAGAAAGAGAUUGAAUCCUUUGACUCCAGCAUCCUUAUGAUCCGAAACCCCUACAAAGCCCUCAUGGCUGAAUUUAACAGAAAAUAUGGUGGCCACAUUGGAUUUGCUUCCCAGGCCCACUGGAAAGGAAAAGAGUGGCCCGAGUUUGUGAAGAAUUAUGCCCCUUGGUGGGCGUCCCACACGUUGGAUUGGCUGAAUUAUGGGAAGGUUGUCCACGUGGUCCACUUUGAGAAUGUGAAGAGGGACCUGUUCUCCCAGCUGAAGGGGAUGGUCCAGUUUCUGGGUUUAAAGGUUUCUGAGGACCGCCUUCUCUGCGUUGAGGGCCAGAAGGAUGGAAACUUUAAGCGAUCAGGGCUACGAAAGCUUGAAUAUGAUCCCUAUACUCCUGAAAUGCGUGCGAACAUCAACGAACUGAUCAGAACAGUAGACGCGGCCUUGAGGAAAAGGAACAUGUCUGGAGUUCCAGAGGAAUAUAUGCCAAGAUGAUAUACGUAAUCCCCUUA
Molecule: messenger RNA, 2794 nt
Organism: Etheostoma cragini (Arkansas darter)
Lineage: Eukaryota; Metazoa; Chordata; Actinopteri; Perciformes; Percidae
Gene: wscd2
Product: WSC domain containing 2
Exons: 9
Coding region: 1068-2777 (569 amino acids)
Source: RefSeq, a predicted model, not a curated record